Chroicocephalus ridibundus (black-headed gull) is the source of this 1718-nucleotide messenger RNA. It is a transcript of the gene ABI3, whose product is annotated as ABI family member 3. The record is from RefSeq and is a predicted model, not a curated record. The transcript is spliced from 8 exons. Bases 128 to 1228 code for a protein of 366 amino acids. Lineage: Eukaryota; Metazoa; Chordata; Aves; Charadriiformes; Laridae. Gene Ontology annotation, cellular component: actin-based cell projection; lamellipodium; SCAR complex. Gene Ontology annotation, biological process: neuron migration; regulation of cell migration. Gene Ontology annotation, molecular function: SH3 domain binding; signaling adaptor activity.
CUCGGGGCGUCCCUCGGGGCGGCACGGGGACACCGCAGCGCCCGCGGGCCCUGCGUCAUCAGCGCCGCGAGCUUCAAAACGCGGCGCCGAGGCGGCCGGGGAGGAAGUGGGAGCCGAGCCCGGCACCAUGGCGGAGCUGGAGCAGCUGCAGCAGCGCAACAUCCCAGCCGGCCGGCAGGUCCUGCGCGACCAGCACUGCAACCUCCUCAGGGUCGCCGACUACUGCGAGAGCAACUACCUGCAGGCGAGCGACAAGCGGAAGGCGCUGGAGGAGACGAUGGCGCUGAGCACGCAGUCCCUGGCCAGCGUGACCUACCAGAUCAACAGCCUGGCCACCGCCUUCCUCCGGCUGCUGGACCUGCAGGCGGCCGAGCUGCGGAAGGUGGAGGCCGACGUCAGCUGCGUGGCCCAGAGGGUUGACAUACACAAGGAGAAGGUGUCUCGCCGGGAGAUCGGCUCGUUGACCAUCAGCAAGAGGUUCCCGUCCUACCAGAAGAUCAUGGCCCCCCCCAGCCAGCCCUGCCUGGAGCCCUACUACAGGAAACCCCUCAACUUCAGCGUCCUGGAUGACAUCGGCCACGGCAUAAAGGACCACAGCACCCAGCUGUCCCGCACGGGCACCCUGGCGCGGAAGGGCACCAAGUCGGCGGCGCAGGCCGCAGGCACCCUGGGGAGAAGCGCCCGCGUCCCCGAGCCCAUCCAGCCGCCCGUGGUCCCCGAAGGCAAGCUCUCCGCGGCCUCUUCCACCGCCUCGCUGGUAUCCGUCAGCUCCAGCGGGGCCCCGGCAGCCCCUGGUGACGGCAUCCCCGCGCCCCCGCCGCCCCCCUCUCUGCCGGGGCCACCCCCACCGCCCGCGGCUGCCAUCCCGCCGCCCCCACCGCUGCCCGGGGACCUGCCCCCACCACCCCCGGGGGACCUGCCCGUGCCCCCGCUGGACCUCCUGCCCCCAGGCCCCGAUGACCUCGAGCCGCCGCCGCCAGCUUUGCCCGACUUUGAGGAUUUGGCCCCGCCACCGCCACCUGUCGCAGAGGACCCCCCCUGGGCCCCGGAGAGCUACCUGGGGAAAGUGGUGGCCCUCUACCCCUACACGCAGCAGAAGGACAACGAGCUCUCCUUCCAGCCCGGCGCCCUCCUCUUCGUCACGCGGCGCUACUCGGACGGCUGGUGCGAGGGUGUCAUGGGCGAGGAAGCGGGUUUCUUCCCCGGCAACUACGUGGAGCCCUGCUGAGCGCUGGGCACAGGUGCCCCCCCCGGCACCCCCAGCCCGACUCGGCCGCAUCCUGCUCCUGCUCCGACUCCGCUUUGCCUUUGAACCUUGGCUUUGCGCAGCUGGGGUUUCGCGCAGCUUGUGUGGGCAGCCGGACUGGGUACCACCGCUGGGUACCACCGCAUCCCGGCAGCAUCCGUCACCCAGAGCAUCCCCCGCCGCCCGCUCUCCCGUCUCCCUGUUCCGUACGUUUUCCACGAGGGCAGCACGGGCUGCUGCUGCCGCGGGGAAGGUUUAGCCCCGGGGCCCCGCGGCCGCCGGAAAGGCCGAGGUCUGACCCUGGCGAUGCCCCUGGCCCUGCGGGAGGAGCGAGGGCGGCGCAGGACCAAAGCGCAGGACCAGGAGACGGGGCCAAACACCCGCAGGGACAAGAAGAGCCGCACCCGGCCGCGUCCCCAGGGACCCUGCCUGCUGUCCCCAUCAGAGACAGAGCGGGGGAUGAGCCAGGGCC